AUGGAUAAGCUUCUUGCCCUACCAUUUCUCAUUACUUAUUUCUUCACUUGUGUUCCCCUAGGGAACGCUGCAGCUACAAUAACAUCAUGUACCCAAACACCCUACCCCGAUGUCUGCAACCAUUUCAUGGGAAAUGGUGUUAAUGUUGCAACAUCAAGCCUUGCCCUUGAUCAAACCCGCUUCUCCUUCCGUGACCUUGCGAUUCAGGUCACCCUAAACCAAGCGGUUCAAGCUCAUCGCCUCGUCUCUACCAUGGACUUGACUUCUUUCAAUGAGCGAGCCAAAUUGGCUUGGAACGAUUGCUUGGAGCUCUACCAGAACACCAUUUCCCAUCUUAACCGAUCAAAGAGCACCAACAGUCCAUUAGAUGCUCAAACCUGGUUAAGUGCUGCCAUUGCCAACCAUCAAACUUGUCAAAACGGCUUCAUUGACUUCAACUUGGCCUCUCAUUUACAAACUUUACCACCCAUGCUAGCCAACUUUUCCAAGUUGAUUAGCAAUUCCCUGGCCAUCAAUAAGCCCACUAUUAGUGUUACCGCUAAACAAGUUGGCAAUAGACGCCUGUUUGCUCAUGGAUUCCCCACUUGGCUUUCCGGUGCCGACCGAAAGCUCUUGCAAAAAAUCGGUGCACCGUUAAAUGCUGACAUUGUGGUGGCUCAAGAUGGUUCUGGCAACUUCAAGACUAUAUCAGAGGCGGUGGCGGCGGCUGGCGGUGCCAAAAGAACUGUCAUACAUGUAAAAGCUGGAGUUUACAAUGAGAAUGUUGAUAUUCAAAGAUCAGCUAGAAAUAUCAUGUUAAUUGGAGAUGGAAUUGGUGCCACGGUUGUUACUGGUAAUAAGAAUGCUCAAACUACGACAACUUUUCGCACAGCAACAUUUGCCGUCGUUGGUGAUGGCUUCAUAGCUCGUGACAUCACUUUUGAGAACACCGCCGGACCCCAAAAGCACCAAGCGGUGGCCCUCCGCUCCGGCUCUGAUUUCUCAGUCUUCUACCGUUGCAGCUUCGAAGGUUACCAAGAUACCUUAUACGUCUAUUCCCAACGCCAAUUCUAUCGCGACUGUGACAUUUAUGGAACCGUAGACUUCAUAUUCGGUGAUACCGUCGCCGUUUUCCAAAACUGUAACAUUUACAUCCGACGACCGAUGAACAGCCAAAUAAACACCAUCACAGCACAAGCGAGAACCGACCCAAAUGAGAAUACGGGGAUAAUAGUCCACAACUCACGUGUGACGGCGGCGUCUGACCUGAGGGCCGUUCAAGGUUCAUUCAAGAACUAUUUGGGGCGGCCAUGGCAAAAAUACUCGAGAACUGUGUUUAUGAAGACUGGUUUGGAUGGACUGAUCGAGGCAGAAGGUUGGUUACCAUGGAGUGGGAAUUUUGGUUUGAGUAGUCUUUACUAUGCUGAGCAUAUGAACACCGGCGUCGGUGCAAGCACAGGGGGGAGAGUAAAGUGGGGUGGAUACCAUGUUAUAGAUGCUGUUGAAGCCGAAAAAUUCACUGUUGGUAAUUUUCUCGCUGGAAAUGCAUGGAUUCCGGGGACUGGAGUGCCAUUUGACGUCGGACUGUGAAUUUGUUGAUUUCAACAUUAGGAAAAAUUUAAAUACCAAAGUAACCCUGUAUUUAAGAUUGUCAUAUAGCUUUUUGUGAUAAAGACUAUGUAUAUAUAGUUGAAUUUGUCAAAGAGGAGAAGGGGUUGUGUAAUAAAUCAUGCUGAAAUUGUUGUAUUUAUAAAAGAACAAGUACGUUGGCUCAAA
Molecule: messenger RNA, 1755 nt
Organism: Gossypium raimondii (Peruvian cotton)
Lineage: Eukaryota; Viridiplantae; Streptophyta; Magnoliopsida; Malvales; Malvaceae
Product: pectinesterase
Exons: 2
Coding region: 1-1569 (522 amino acids)
Biological process (GO): cell wall modification
Molecular function (GO): pectinesterase inhibitor activity; pectinesterase activity
Source: RefSeq, a predicted model, not a curated record